CUGGGACAGCCAUAAACAUAAUGAUGGGUAAACUCUGAGUAUUUAAACCCCCUGUUAAAAUUAUAGGUUGAUGCACCACUGCAUUGUAACUUUCCCUUUAAGAAUCCUCUGGCUAAAGGCAAUAUAGUGAAAUGCAGGAGGUGGGGACAAAAAAAAAAAAAAAAGAAGAAGAAGACGUGAAGGCAGGGAAAGUUUCUUCAGAGGAAAAAUGCAGGGUUUGUCCUUUGCCCUGACGUCAGAUCUGUCUUUAAUAAAAUCCCCGAAGAGCCAGGAGAAAAAUGCAGAUCUGCCUGACUCGCUAGGCUGCCAGUUGAGGAUUGCUCUGCAUUUCCAACGUGGUGUUUUUGUACAAAACGGCUCUAAAUCUGGGUUCAAUCAAUGUAUUUAAUCCUGGCUUCCAGUGAUGAGGUGGCUUCUGCCCUGGUUUCUAGCAACAAGCAGCAUUUUGCAGGCCGUGUCCCAGGACUCCACGACCAUGCCCCCUACUGUCACCGUCGUGACUGAGGGCUACACACGGACUCAGUACUGUAAGUGGCCAUGCGAGUGUCCCAAGUGGCCCCCUCGGUGCCCGGCAGGGGUCAGCCUGAUCACCGAUGGCUGCGAGUGCUGCAAGGCGUGUGCCAAACAGAUUGGAGAGAAUUGCACGGAGGCUGAUACCUGUGACUUCCAUAGGGGCUUGUACUGUGACUACAGUGGAGACAGACCUAGGUACGAAAUAGGAGUAUGUGCACAAAUUAUGGGCGUGGGCUGUGUCCUUAACGGAAUCCGGUAUAAGAACGGAGAGACCUUCCAGCCCAAUUGCAAGUACAAUUGCACAUGCAUUAAUGGGGCUGUGGGCUGUAUGUCAUUGUGCACCAACUCACGCCCCCCGCUCGUCUGGUGCCCGAACCCAAAGCAAGUUAAGAUAGCAGGCAAGUGCUGCGAGCAGUGGAUCUGUGAUGACUCAAAAAAGAUCAGGAAGACAUCGCCACGACAUAUCUCCUCUGCAGCUUACGAAGGAGAGAAUGAAUCCUGGCAGAAGAACUGCAUUAUUCACACCUCAUCCUGGAGCCUCUGCUCGAAAACCUGCGGGCUGGGGAUAUCAACGAGAAUUUCCAAUGACAACGACCAGUGCCAGCUCAUGAAAGAGAGUCGCCUCUGCAACGUGCGGCCCUGUGAGGUGGAUAUAAACAAACACAUUAAGCCUGGGAAGAAAUGCUUGGCUGUGUAUAGGGCAGAUGAACCAAUGAACUACACCAUAUCGGGCUGUGUGAGCAAAAGUACAUACAGGCCAAAAUACUGUGGCGUCUGCACAGACAACAGGUGCUGCUCUCCGUACAAGUCGAAGACUAUUGAAGUGAGGUUUGAGUGCCCGGAUGGAACUGGAUUUUUCCGGAAAAUCUUGUGGAUCAACGCCUGCUUUUGCAACCUGAGUUGCAAGAACCCCAAUGACAUCUUUGCUGACUUGGCACAUUACCACGAUUACUCUGAAAUAGCGAAUUAAAUUGGCCGAAUGCUGGAAUGAACCACUGCUCUGAUUUUACAGAGGUUUUAAAAUAAAGGAGAAUCUUCCAUCCAGUGCCAAUGUAACGUUUGUUUCUCAAAGUCAGAGUUAAGUCUCCUUUGUUUAUCCCACUAUAUUGAGAGGCUUUUAAAUAAUGGGAGCUAGGCAGCGAAAUACCUUUAAACAAAAUCGGGCCCCCAACCCCCUGCAAAUCCCAACCAGAGCUGUUGGGGCAGAUUCUGCCGCUCGACUGAUGGAGCUAUAACAAGCUACACCAGCUGACUUGCUGCAGUUGGCUUUUCACUUACCACUGGGCUAAAUCCUGAUGCACUUCCUUUACUUAACCCAUGUUCUGGAAAAACUCUCAUUGGCUGCAAUAGGCAUUCUGCCAGGGUAAAGAAUUAAGGAUUUGAUCCAUACAUUUGUAUCAGGAGGUGAGGAUUAGCCCCAAUCUCUGUUCUCCUUAGCAGUCAAUCAUUCUUUAAUUUAUAGACCCCUCUAUUAGUUCUUUCUGAGGUUUCACUGAGGCCUGGUCUACACUAGAAAAUUGUUGGCUUAACUAUGUUGCUCAGGGGUGUGAAAAAUCCACCCCCCUGAGCGGCGUUUUGCUGACCGAACCCCCCAGUGUAGAAUUUGCCCAUUCCUCCAGACUUCACCUGUCGGGGAGUUGGAGUCGCAUUGCCGAUGGGAUAACCCCUCCCGGCAGCAUAGGCAGUGUUUGUAGUGGUCCAGCUGUGCUGCUGUGGCAUUUCUAGCUCUGAGUCUCCAGCCCCCGAAAACUAGCCCACGUGCACCUGACUCCUGCAUGGGUGCACUAGCUGGGGAGCAGAUGCAAAGAGCCACCCUACCCCCCCCAUCCCCACCCCCACCUCAUGAAACGUCCAGGAACCAAGGAAUGUCGAAGUCCUAGAACUCAGUGACUGCAAGGGCUGCUGUCCGGGGGAGACGGGGGGCAGGUGUGAGUUGUGCCAAUCAUUCCAAAUCAGUGAUCAUGAACCUUCGUACCAGACCCACAUGAUCAUGCUUUUUUCCACCUAAAACUCCGUAAUGCACCAUAAAAGAUUUAUAGUGCUAUAACGCAGCGUGGCCAGAGCCAAGAAAUUGAACCCUGAUCCAAGGGGCUCCAAGGGAUGAAGAGGUUUGUGGCUGGGCUUCUAGGUCAUUCCUCACGCUAGAUGUACCUGAGCUAUGAAGUGAAGAUCAGGAGCUAAACUUUUCCAAAGUCUGAGAGAGUUUGAAUCCAGUGUUCUGAUUCAGGCCAAUCUGUAAAACCAUGUACAUAACCCUGGGCCCUUGUUUGUGGAUAUAUACACACACUUACAUAUAGUGCACCAUAACAUAUUCUCCUAGACACUUUCAGUGGCAAAGAAAGGGACCAGGCAAAAUGAUCAAAGGAUAUAAAAUAACCAGAAUCAUGCUCUAGGGUGCAUUUGUUUAACUUUUUUUCAUAGUGCGAUUAGCUAAGCAUUAGAGAUGCCAAAAUGAACUGUUGGCAGUGGACGUGACGCACCGUUUACAUCAAUGGCUGAAAGACGCUCUUGUGAACUAAUACACGACCAUCAUCUCCAGGAUACGGCCAUUUUCAAGUGAAGUGAAUGCCUAUCAGCCACAGAGCUUUUAUCAAGACAAUUCUGUGUUUCAUUUGUACCAAUUGAGAGAAUAAUAGUGGAAGGAGGUAAACUCCAUUUGUGGUUUGAGAUGGAGACCUUCUCCUAUACUUUCAAGAGAAAUAUGAACCUUGUGGUGCAGAGACUGAGGACAUCUGGGUUCACGUCCUGCCUCUGCCACAAACUUCCUUUAACAAGUCACUUAAUCUCUCUGUGCCUUAGUUCCCCUAUCUGUGAAAUAGGAACAAGAAUCUUAUUCUCUAUGCUUUGUCUGUCUAGUUAAUUUAGACUGUAAGCUCUUCAAGGCAGGACUGACUCUUGCUGUAUGUUUAUACAGUGCCCUAGCACAAUGGGAUGCUGAUCUCCAUUAGGACCUCGCGGUGUUACAGUCAUACAAAUAACACAAUAAUAAUGCUAGGGAGGAAAUACCAAUCUCUGAGCUGGUGCUAGAAUUCUUUUGGUGCUACGUUCUACAGCAAAGAUAAAGCUAAAAUACUCUGUGCUGGGGGGAGGCCACAGACAAGGCCCUUUGGCCCAAACCCUGUUCACUCCAGGCACAAAAUCCCAUGGACGUUCAUGUACUUGUAUGAGGAGGGGUGUGUGUGGAAUUUGAGGGUCUGUUCCUGCUGCGGUCAGCAGCAAACCUCCAGUUGGCUUUGAGGUCAGUAAAUUUGUGAUGUCUCACCCUCUGUGGGCUCUUUACCUCUGUAAGGACUGAAGGCACAAGCCUCAGUGGUUUGGAACCAUUUAAAGCAAUAAGUACA
Chelonia mydas (Green sea turtle) is the source of this 3854-nucleotide messenger RNA. RefSeq names its product cellular communication network factor 4 (gene CCN4). Gene Ontology annotation, biological process: cell adhesion; signal transduction. Gene Ontology annotation, molecular function: integrin binding; heparin binding. The transcript is spliced from 5 exons. Lineage: Eukaryota; Metazoa; Chordata; Testudines; Cheloniidae. The record is from RefSeq and is a predicted model, not a curated record. Bases 404 to 1483 code for a protein of 359 amino acids. Gene Ontology annotation, cellular component: extracellular region; extracellular matrix.